Saccoglossus kowalevskii is the source of this 2208-nucleotide messenger RNA. Its product is annotated as conserved oligomeric Golgi complex subunit 5-like. NCBI's taxonomy places the organism in Eukaryota, Metazoa, Hemichordata, Enteropneusta, Harrimaniidae. Gene Ontology annotation, cellular component: COG complex. The record is from RefSeq and is a predicted model, not a curated record. Gene Ontology annotation, biological process: intra-Golgi vesicle-mediated transport.
AUGGAUCCCAAACUGCAAAGUCGAUUGCUGGAAGAUGAUGUAUUUCAUGAAUUCCUUAAGGAUGAUUUUGAUGUCCAGGAGCAUACUAACAAUGUCAUGCAAAGCAUGGCUAUAUCACAGCAGUUAUCAAAACUGGUUGAGGGCAUCUCAUUAUUGGACCAAGAACUACAUUCACAGGUUGUUGCCCGGCAUGAGGAUUUGUUAUCACAGGCAACUGGAAUUGAAACGUUAGAGGUUGUUCUGCAGAUGAUGCAGACUAGAAUUAAGUCAUUGCAGGCUGCUGUAGAAAGGAUAAGGGGUAAGGUUGUUGAACCAUACAGUAUCGUGGCUAGGACAGCACAACUUAGAAGAUUACAGGAAGCAUGUGAUCUUCUAAGACGUAUCAUCAGAAUUUUAUAUCUCAGCAAAAGACUUCAUAGCCAGUUACAAGGUGGGGCCAGAGAGAUCACCAAAGCUGCUCAAAGUCUGAAUGAAUUAGAUUACUUGUACCAAGGUGUUGACUUGGAAGGUAUUGAAGUCAUAGAACAAGAUACACAAUUUAUAGAAAAAGCCAGGAAAGAUGUUGAAGCACAAGCUGAGAAAAUGCUGGAACAAGGCAUGGAAACACAGAAUCAAACCCAGGUUGCCACUUCCUUGCAAGUAUUUCACAAUCUUGGUUGUUUGACUGAAGUAGUCAAUAGAGUGGUGUGCAAUAUUCGUAAAUCUCUUGAAAGAAAUGUCAUUGAAGCUGUAGAUGUGAGACUGAUAUCACAGAGUCAGGCCCCUGGAAAGGGUGGUCCUGGUCAUGCUGCCAUGCCAAUGCCUGGCAAUACGGCUGCUUUUAGAGCCUCAUUAUGGACCAAUAUGGAAAAAUUAAUGGAUCAGAUUCAUGCUGCGUGUGGACAGAUUCAGCACCUUCAAAAAGUACUUGCUAAGAAGAGAGAUCCAGUCACUCAUGUUUGUUUCAUUGAAGCUCUAAUCAAGGUAAAUAAUCUAGCAAUCCAACACAUGCCAUUACACAAUGCAACGUUUUCUUAUUUUAAUUUCAGUCCUGAACAAGCAUUAAAAGAAUCAUUGUCACCUUUUGAAAAUGCUUAUUUAUCAAGAUCGUUAUCUCGACUGUUUGAUCCAAUUAACCUAGCGUUCUCUGGUGCUUCUAAUCCGCCCUCCAAUGAAGAAGUUGAUAAUAUCAUAAAAACUAUUGCUAGUGAGUUGAAUGUUGCCAGCGUUGAUGAUGGCCUAAGUAUUACCAUAUCACGUAAUGUUAGCAAAACAGUACAGUUAUAUACAGUGAAAAGUGAACAGCUGCUCUCAACGGAUGGUGAAGCCAGUCAAGUUAUUGGUCCACCCACCAAUGGACAGACGAGAAAUGCUGCUGUAGUCAAUAGUCUCUUUUACUUGCAUCAAGCAAUCACCAAGGUUAUUUCUGGAAUCAGUAACUUCCCAGAACAAGCUAUAGAGGCUAUACAGAACUCACUGCAGGAUGUAGUACAAUUAAUGUCCAAUGCUAUAAAACCGUUGCUCACUUCAGUUGCUGACUCAGUAGAAGCAAUCAUACUUACAAUGCAUAAUGAAGAUUUCUCGGGACCUGCCAAGGAAGAUGGUGAGAAGUCAAUAGAAGGACCGUGUUCUCUAUACAUGAAGGAACUGCAAGGAUUUAUCUCUAGAGUGCAGUCAGAUUAUUUAACACAAUUCAAAUGUACUGACUUUGUUAUGGACAGUGUUCUGCCAUUGGCUUGCCGAUCAAUUGAAUUAUUUGUACGCCAUGCUAGCUUACUAAGACCAUUAGGUGAAGGGGGCAAGAUGAAACUGGCAGCUGAUUUUGCCCAGAUGGAAUUAGCUGUUGCACCAUUCUGUCGAAGGAUAACAGACCUUGGACGUCACUAUAAAUUAAUAAGAUCAUUUAGACCAUUAUUAUUCCAAACUGCAGAGCAUAUAGUUAAUAGUUCGGCACUGGGUGAAAUCAUACAUUAUAGUACUGUGUUACAUUUCUUGUUUGCCAAGGCACCACUUGAUCUCAAGUCACCUCACCAGGUUGCUGAUUGGUCUGCAAGUCGUUAUUCGCAAUGGUUAGAUGAACAUACUUCAGAAAAAGAGAGGCUAACAUUGGUCAGGGGGACAUUAGAGGCUUAUGUGCAAUCGGUAAGAGCAAGACAAGGCAAGGAAUUCGCUACAGUGUAUCCAGUAAUGUUACAAUUGUUACAACAAGGAUUACAAACUCUAGAAUAG